Molecule: messenger RNA, 2042 nt
Organism: Hydractinia symbiolongicarpus
Lineage: Eukaryota; Metazoa; Cnidaria; Hydrozoa; Anthoathecata; Hydractiniidae
Product: glutathione reductase, mitochondrial-like
Exons: 14
Coding region: 91-1512 (473 amino acids)
Biological process (GO): glutathione metabolic process; cellular response to oxidative stress; cell redox homeostasis
Cellular component (GO): cytosol; mitochondrion
Molecular function (GO): flavin adenine dinucleotide binding; NADP binding; glutathione-disulfide reductase (NADPH) activity
Source: RefSeq, a predicted model, not a curated record
AGAAAAACAGAACAGCAAUGUAUAACUGGGAUUUGACGACCCAUAUAAACGAACUAUAAAAGGUGGCUGUUGGAACAAUUUAGCUAUUAAAUGUUUAGAAGAAGUGUUGUCUUAAUGGCACCCAUCAAAACUUUCGACUACCUAGUUAUAGGGGGAGGCAGUGGGGGAAUUGCAAGUGCUAGAAGAGCAGCAGAGUUUGGUGUAAAAGUUGCUUUAGUGGAAGAGAAAAGGCUUGGUGGGACAUGUGUCAAUGUUGGUUGUGUUCCCAAAAAGGUUAUGUUCAAUACUGCACUUCAUGCCGAAAUGUUGCACGACAUGAACGAUUAUGGUUUUGAUGUUACCGUCAAUGGUUUUAAUUGGAGUAAAGUGAAAGAAUCAAGAGAUGCUUAUGUGAAACGAUUAAACAACAUUUAUUCCAAUAAUCUUGACAAGUCUCAUGUAGAAAAAUUCGAAGGCCACGCCACUUUCGAUGAAAACGGAGUGUGUCAUGUUGGAGAACAUCAAAUUAGGGGAACUCACACACUUAUUGCAACUGGUGGCUUUCCUGUUGUUCCAAAAUUACCAGGAAGCGAGCAUGGUAUCACAAGCGAUGGUUUCUUUGAAUUGGAAACUUUACCAAAGAAAUGUGUUGUUGUUGGUGCAGGAUAUAUUGCAGUAGAGUUAGCUGGUAUACUAAAAACACUUGGAUCUGAAGUACACCACUUUAUUAGAACCAAUAAGAUUUUACGUACAUUUGAUUCUAUGAUUGUUGAUAACAUUACUGAAGAACAUGAAAGAAAUGUCGGUGUAAACUUGCAUAAAUUUGUACAGUCAAAUGAAAUUAAAGUGGAGAAAGACGCUACUACAGGGUUACUGACAGUGAACACAUUCACAAAGACUUCGCCUGAUGGUGAGAAAGUACCUCUGGUAAUAAAUGAAGUAGAUUGUCUACUGUGGGCCAUAGGAAGAGCACCCAACACAAAUGGUCUAGGCUUAGAAAAGAUGGGUAUUGAGUUAAACCCAAAAGGAGAAGUUAUCGCAGAUGCGUUCCAAAACACAUCGAUACCAAAUGUGUAUGCACUUGGUGACGUGGUUGGGAAGGCUUUACUCACACCAGUUGCUGUUGCUGCUGGUCGUCGAUUAGCACAUCGUUUAUUUAACAAUGAAACUGACUUGAAGUUGGAUUACGAAAAUAUUGCUACUGUUGUGUUCAGUCAUCCAACCAUUGGUACUGUUGGUCUUACGGAAGCUGAAGCAAGAAAACGACAUGGAGAUGAUAAAAUCAAAAUUUAUCAAUCGAAAUUUGUCAACAUGUAUUACGCUAUAAGUGAGCAUAAACCAAAAACUGCUAUGAAAUUGGUUUGUUUGCUGCCUGAAGAAAAGGUAAUCGGUGUCCACAUUCUUGGGAUGGGAGCAGACGAGAUGAUGCAAGGCUUUGCUGUGGCAGUUAAGAUGGGUGCUACAAAGAAAGAUUUUGAUAACACCGUAGCAAUUCAUCCUACAGCAGCAGAAGAACUUGUCACCAUGCGGUAAACAUAUCGAGUGCAUUAUUUGCAAAAUAUUUAUUGUUUUAAAGUUAUAUUAAAACGUUUCCGUGAAAUUUUAUGCAUUUGACAAAUCGGACUAUAAAUCGGGCUAUCGGACAAUUAAGCAGAUAUUUGUGAACUUCUUACUGUGAAUUUUUGUGUCGUCUACAUACUGGAAUAUUCCCGCUCAAUUACUCAGUAAAGAAUUCUUACUCUAAAGGUUUUUUUUUAUGAAAUUGCCAAGAAAGUCUAAAAUUGAUCAUGAUUCAUAUGUUUUCAGUUCGGUUUUAUCUAUAUUAUAAUUAUUGCCCGCCGUCUGCCAAAUUCCUGUGGAUUUUUUCACGGGUUAUCGACUAGUUCUAGAUAUAUAAAAAUCACUUUUAUUUAUACGACAAAUUGUAAUUUAGUAAAUCGAUAUUCUCAUUUUGGUCACCCUUUGAUUUUAUUUAAUACGGAGAAAUAUUUAUACAUAGCUGGGAAGCCACUGUUUUUCAAGUUCAGUUUUUUUAACUUUAAAAGAUUUUUGUAGCUAUUCUA